Xylaria bambusicola is the source of this 1656-nucleotide messenger RNA. Its product is annotated as spermine synthase. Lineage: Eukaryota; Fungi; Ascomycota; Sordariomycetes; Xylariales; Xylariaceae. Gene Ontology annotation, molecular function: spermidine synthase activity. Gene Ontology annotation, biological process: spermidine biosynthetic process. The coding region runs from base 521 to 1339 and encodes 272 amino acids. The record is from RefSeq and is a predicted model, not a curated record. The transcript has 4 exons. Gene Ontology annotation, cellular component: cytosol.
GAUUACGCACGAGACCAUCAAGGGUAUGUCAUGUCAUGUCAUUGUUGUUGUGUUGUGUUGUGUCGUGUGUUUUUUUUUUCUUGCUUGCUAUCGUUAUCGUUUUCGUUCGAUUUGCCCCUCAUUGAACUGGCUGGCUGGCGGGGGACUCUUUUUACCCCACGUCAUAUUGAGGCCAGGGCAGUCAUGUACCAUCCCAUCCCAUCACAUGCCACCUUGGUGGUUUAUCUUUAUUUGUGAAGACGGUUGUCCGUUCAAUUGCUAUCAUGGAUUCGAGGUUAUGGAUAUGCACCUCGUCUUUCUGCUCUUAUAUCUCUGCAUAUUUCCCAUCUUGUGAAUUGUUGAAGGAUCCCCAUUCCAUAUUGUUGCUGGAUACCAUCUGCCUGUUUUUCGUCACUAGCUAUCUCCUACUUACCUCUGCUGCUAUCGAAGACGAGUGAUAGCAUCAUAGUUACUUGCUUCCAAGCUUGAAUAUACUAACAUUGAAAUUUGAAUAGAUGGCUGGUUCAGGGAAAUCUCCCAUAUGUGGCCUGGCCAGGCCAUGACCCUCAAGGUCGAAAAGGUCCUGCAUCACGAGAAGAGCAAGUACCAAGACGUCUUGAUCUUCAAGUCCACCGACUACGGCACCGUCCUGGUCCUAGACAACGUCAUCCAGUGCACCGAGCGUGACGAGUUCUCCUAUCAGGAGAUGAUCACUCAUCUCGCCAUGAACUCCCACCCCGACCCCAAGAAGGUCCUCGUCAUCGGUGGUGGUGAUGGUGGUGUGCUCCGUGAGGUUGUCAAGCAUGAGUGCGUUGAGGAGGCUAUUCUUUGCGAUAUCGACGAGGCCGUCAUUCGUCUCUCCAAGGAAUACCUCCCCGGCAUGUCCGAAGGCUUCAACCACCCCAAGGUGAAAGUCCACGUCGGCGACGGCUUCAAGUUCCUCGACGAGUACAAGAACGCCUUCGACGUCAUCAUCACCGACUCGUCGGACCCGGACGGACCCGCCGAGUCCCUCUUCCAAAAGUCGUACUUCCAGCUCCUGCACGACGCCCUGCGUCCUGGUGGCGUCAUCACUACACAAGCCGAGAACCAAUGGCUCCACCUCCCUCUCAUCACGAAGCUCAAGAAAGACUGCGGUGAAGUCUUCGCCGUCGCGGAGUACGCGUACACGACCAUCCCGACGUAUCCCUCGGGCCAAAUCGGAUUCAUGGUGUGCUGCAAGGAAGCCGGGCGGAACGUGCGCGAGCCGCUGCGCUCGUGGAGCAAAGAGGAGGAGGACAAACUCUGUCGAUACUAUAAUGCGGAUAUCCACAGGGCAAGCUUCGUCUUGCCUACGUUUGCGAAGAAGGCGCUGCAAUAAAUGGCAUGGGAAUGGGGGCAUUUAUUAGGAGAAAAGAGGAUGGGAUUAUGAAUGAAUUAAGAAAGAAAGGGAAAAAUAAAUAAUUAGAGCUUUUCUUUUGAGCCAAGAUUUUGAUAGGAGAAUUGGAACGUAUGCUUUACUUACUGGUAGUUGACUUAGUCUGGUUAAGGUGACUGAUUAUGUGCAUGCAUGCGUAUUGUAGGUAGGUAUUGAUUGGUAUAUACUAGAAGAAACAACGAUAUACUGGAAGGGAGGGGAUGAAAUACAACUAGCUCUCCUUCAUAGAGUCUUAUAUUACACCACUAUUCGCUUUUUUU